CUAUUUUUUUUUUCAUUUAAUUGUUUUUUUUUAAGUAGUUUUACCUUUGAUAACCUUUCUCAUGUUCUAGAUGGACUUAAUACUAGCCAGGUUUUGAACUUAGAGCACAACUCCAAAAAAAUAAUAGCACAUAUUAGGAGUCAAAUACCUUUCCUUACCGUUAAAAACCGUUUUUCUUCUCUCUUUCUCUGAAGUCUCUUUGGUUUUGUUGAGAUUUAAAGGAAGGAAUUAAUUUGAAAGGGGCAUUAUAUGAUUGUGGAGUUAUUUAAAAAUGGGGUCUGUCGUUAGUCAAGCUGCUAAUGGAAUUGGAGGUGUUGUUGGAAAUGCUAUUGCGGUUCCGAUCAAGACUCUAUUCGGCGUUUCAUGCGAGGAUGUUUGUUCAGGACCAUGGGACUUAAUUUGUUUCAUCGAACACUUAUGCGUCUCCGAUCUGUUGAAACUGUUGAUGAUAUUUGCCCUCUCCUACAUGACUUUGAUGUUCUUCUACCUACUGUUCAAGAUUGGGGUUUGCCAAUGCAUAGGAAGAAGCCUUUGCAAGAUGUGUUGGGCUGCAUGUGAGACAUACUGGUUUGCUUUAAAAGAUAUUGCCUGUUUCUUAUGGCACAAGUUGAAGAACACAAAGCGGGUGAAUAGACGCCGACGAUUUCAAGACAUUGAAGCUGGCUACACUUCAAGUUCAGAAACUGAUUUUUCAGAAGAUUAUCAUCAUUUGGGUAGAAAACGCAAGUCAGCAAUGGAAGGAAGAAAAAUCUGCUCGCGGUCUUGGAGGUCUCUCCAUCCUUCAAGCAGGUUUGGCAGUCGAAAUAACAACCAUCGGCAGCACCAUCAGCACCAUGUCAGGUUGAAGACUAGGGAAAUCUCUGUUCAUGUCAAGGGUGGAUCGCGAAGACCAAGGAAUUCAAGACAGUUUCAGUUAGCUAGAUUAAGAAAUCCUCGAAGAAACAUGGGAAUGUUCAAAAGAAAGCGACUUAGAUGAUUAUAGUAAUGAAAUUUUCACUAGAUAAUGGUGAUGGUGUUGCUGAAAGUUUGUUCCAGAGAUUAUCAUUAGAACAGAUAUUAUUGGGAUUGAACAUGUUUAUUUGUUAAUAUAGGUGCUAAAACCGACUUUAAAAGAAGGUUAAAACCUUAAUUAGUUUUAAAUUGAAAAAAGUUCCUUGUUAAUUGCCAGCA
Messenger RNA from Populus nigra (black poplar), 1170 nucleotides. RefSeq lists its product as uncharacterized. The record is from RefSeq and is a predicted model, not a curated record. The transcript has 4 exons. The coding region runs from base 272 to 976 and encodes 234 amino acids. Lineage: Eukaryota; Viridiplantae; Streptophyta; Magnoliopsida; Malpighiales; Salicaceae.